AUGUCACAAAAGAGUUGUCCUCCUCCUGCUGGUUACUAUUCUUUGAUAGUACGCGGAAGCACUUUUAAGUUAUCUGCUAGUUCUUUAUAUUCUGAUAGUCCUAAUUAUUUUACCGAUGCAUUUAACUCGCUUCUCGAAGAAUCUGUAACAAAAACUUUAGUUAUCGAUAGGGAUCCCACAAUAUUUUCAGAUAUCGUUAAGCAUUUACAGGGAUAUUACGUGACACCUCGUGAUGAGGUUCAUUAUACGGAUCUUUAUUCCGAUGCACAAUAUUAUAGAUUACCAAAAUUAAAAGAACAAUUACGUACAAAUUAUAUUGUAAAUGUUGGUGGAAAAGUAUUUCGCGUUGAACGGGAAGUCUUAGAAAAACGGGAUGCACCGAAUUUUUUCACGUCUUUCGGAUUUGGAUACGGUUGGGAACCAAUACUUGGUGAACCAAUGAUUCCCCAAUUUCCGUCAUUACCACCUCCAAUACUUGAACGAGAUCCCGAACUUUUUGCGGAUAUUUUAAGAUACCUUCAAGGAUAUGAAAUUGGAAUUAAAGAUGAAGUUCACAGACAAAAUUUACUUAAAGAUGCAAGAUUUUAUCAUUUAAAAGGAUUAACCGACAAAUUGUUAGCAUCAACUAUAACUGUGAAUGGAUUUUCUAAAGAUGAUUUUUUAUCAGAACUUGAUUUAAAGAAACUUAAAAAUAUUACUAAAUCAAUUAAAGUAUCUGAGAAAAUUAAUAUGAUAAUACAAUCAACGGAAAUGUGUGCAUUUGAAAUUGAUGGAGCAAAAGUCACUUCAGAUGCAUUAACGAAUGUUGAAAAGUUAGCACCUUUAAUGAAAUUAGAUGAUAAUACAGGAAAUCAAUAUUUAUCCCUAUUCGUAACAAAAGCUAUUCUGAGAUUAAAUGUGAAUAAUGAUCAAAUUGAAAUGGAAUUAUUAAAAUGUGAAGCAUUUAGUUCGGAACGAGGAUUUAAUGGAAAAAGGAUAUUUCUGCCUUCUGAUAAAAGAAUUUCCUUGUAG
Molecule: messenger RNA, 1011 nt
Organism: Diversispora eburnea
Lineage: Eukaryota; Fungi; Glomeromycota; Glomeromycetes; Diversisporales; Diversisporaceae
Source: the annotation of a GenBank genome assembly